AUGGAGAAAAACAAUUCAUUCGGCAUAGACCUCUUAAAAUUCUCUUUCAAAGAGGAAGGUGUGCAGUACACAGCAACAAGGAACCACUCCCUGUUCUUGAGGCCGGAACCGAAAGGCCAAUUCAAUAUCUAUCGAAUUACCAAUGGGAAGCUGGAGAUUUUCGAUCUCUCUAUACAAAAACUAUAUGGGGAGUGUAUCUACCCACAUAUUGUGGCAAUUACAGGAUUUGUCUCCCAGUUUGUUGAUAUAGAUGUAGAGAGCUGCAAAAUGGCAUGCCUGAAUGAUUAUUCCUGCAAAGCUGCCUUGAUCCAAUACAAAAGCAACCUUAAAAUUGGUAACUGUUCUUUAGGAAUGGAACUUUAUUCUCUGAGGAAUAAUACGGGAGUGGUUUUUAAUGACAAUGCAUUAGCAUUCAUCAAGGUUAGGCUUGGUCGUGGAGGGUUUGGAUCUGUUUUUGAAGGAGUCCUGCAUAAUAGUACUAAAGUUGUAGUGAAACGCUUAGGACCAGAUGCAAAGCAAGGCAAGAAAGAAAUCCUAUUAGAAGUUGAGACAAUAGGCAACAUUCACCAUUUUAAUCUGGUAAGACUUGUUGGUUAUUGUGCUCAAAGAUCAAAUAGACUUUUGGUCUAUCAGUACAUGUUUAAUGGUUCAUUAGAUAAAUGGAUUUUCCACCGAAACCACGCACAAACUCUCACUUGGGAAACAAGAAAGAAAAUCAUAGUUCAGAUAGCAAAGGGACUAGAGUAUUUGCAUGACUAUUGCAAUCCAAACAUCAUUCACUUUGACAUCAAACCUCAAAACAUCCUCCUGGACAUAGAUUUGAAUGUCAAGAUUUCUGAUUUUGGGUUAGCUAGAUUGAUUGAUAAGGAUCACACCCAUGUGAUGACUAUGCCAAAGGGAACGUCGGGAUACAUGGCUCUUAAAUUGAUAGGGGGAAGAAAUAUCACAGUGAAGAUUGAUAUUUACAGUUUUGGAGUUGUGAUGUUGGAAAUCAUUUGUGGAAGAAAAAGUUCUGACUCCUGGCACGGUGAUUAUCUAAUUGAUACUCUGAAGAUCAAGGCAGAAGAAAAUCAACCUUUUGAUUUAAUUGAUGAACAAAGUGAGGACAUGCAAAACAGCAAAGAAGAUGUUGUAAGGAUGAUCCGAAUUGCCAUUUCAUGCUUGCAAAAAAAACUUUUAUAA
Molecule: messenger RNA, 1182 nt
Organism: Pistacia vera
Lineage: Eukaryota; Viridiplantae; Streptophyta; Magnoliopsida; Sapindales; Anacardiaceae
Product: G-type lectin S-receptor-like serine/threonine-protein kinase At5g24080
Exons: 3
Coding region: 1-1182 (393 amino acids)
Biological process (GO): protein phosphorylation
Molecular function (GO): ATP binding; protein kinase activity
Source: RefSeq, a predicted model, not a curated record